Molecule: messenger RNA, 2819 nt
Organism: Chinchilla lanigera (long-tailed chinchilla)
Lineage: Eukaryota; Metazoa; Chordata; Mammalia; Rodentia; Chinchillidae
Gene: Wars1
Product: tryptophanyl-tRNA synthetase
Exons: 11
Coding region: 316-1734 (472 amino acids)
Biological process (GO): tryptophanyl-tRNA aminoacylation
Cellular component (GO): cytoplasm
Molecular function (GO): tryptophan-tRNA ligase activity; ATP binding
Source: RefSeq, a predicted model, not a curated record
CCCGUGCAGCACGUGGCUGCAGGGGAGGUGGGUCAGGAGGCUGGAAUGUUGAUGGGAAUCUGGGUGGUUUCUAAGAAGCGCAAGUGCACGGAGCCCGCAGGGGUGGAGUGAGCCGGGGAAGCAGAAGCCUGCCCUGAAAAGGAAACCGAAAGGAAGAGGGGAGAGUAUUAAAGCCCGCUGCCGGCCGGCCGGGGGCUUCUGAGCUGCCCGACUGCCCGGAGGGAGCGGAGUGUCCGGCGCCAGCCUGCACCCCAGCCGCGCGCGUCUCCCACCGCCUGGCUGUCCUGACCUCGGAGCGAGUCCUCGGACCUCAGGAUGGCGGACGAGCCCCGCAGCCAGCCCUUCGACUCGCCCCUGCAGCUGUUCAACAGCAUAGUGAGCCAGGGGGAGCGCGUGCGGUCCCUCAAGGACAAGAAGGCGCCAAAAGAUGAAAUCGACUCCGCAGUGAAGCUGCUGCUGUCGUUAAAGAUGAGCUACAAAGCCCUGGUGGGGGAGGAUUACAGCCCUGAGUGCCCCCCGGGGAGCCUGGCGCCCAGGGGCAAGAGCGGCCCCGAGGACGGCGAGGACUUUGUGGACCCGUGGACGGUGCGGACGAGCAGCGCGAAGGGCAUCGACUACGACAAGCUCAUAGUUCAGUUCGGAAGCAGUAAAAUUGACAAGGAGCUGAUAAACCGGAUCGAGAGAGCGACCAACCAGAGACCGCACCGCUUCCUGCGCAGAGGCAUCUUCUUCUCACACAGAGACAUGAAUCAAGUGCUCGACGCCUACGAGAACAAGAAGCCCUUCUACCUGUACACGGGCAGGGGCCCCUCCUCGGAAGCCAUGCACGUGGGCCACCUCAUCCCGUUCAUCUUCACCAAGUGGCUGCAGGAUGUGUUCGACGUCCCCCUGGUCGUCCAGAUGUCCGACGACGAGAAGUACCUGUGGAAGGACCUGACCCUGGAGCAGGCCUACGGCUACACCCUGGAGAACGCCAAGGACAUCAUCGCCUGCGGCUUCGACAUCAACAAGACUUUCAUCUUCUCUGACCUGGAGUACAUGGGGAUGAGCCCGGGCUUCUACAAGAACGUGGUGAAGAUUCAGAAGCACGUCACGUUCAACCAGGUGAAGGGCAUCUUCGGCUUCACGGACAGUGACUGCAUCGGGAAGAUCAGUUUCCCCGCCGUGCAGGCCGCGCCCUCCUUCAGCAACUCGUUCCCGCAGAUCUUCGGGGACCGGGCAGACAUCCAGUGCCUCAUCCCCUGCGCCAUCGACCAGGACCCCUACUUCAGGAUGACGCGGGACGUCGCCCCCCGCAUCGGCUACCCGAAGCCGGCGCUGCUGCACUCCACCUUCUUCCCCGCCCUGCAGGGCGCGCAGACCAAGAUGAGCGCCAGCGACCCCAACUCCUCCAUCUUCCUCACCGACACGGCCAAGCAGAUCAAGACCAAGGUCAACAAGCAUGCGUUCUCCGGAGGCCGGGACACCGUGGAGGAGCACCGGCAGUUCGGGGGCAACUGCGACGUGGACGUGUCCUUCAUGUACCUGACCUUCUUCCUAGAGGACGACGACCGGCUGGAGCAGAUCAGGAAGGACUACACCAGCGGGGCCAUGCUCACGGGUGAGCUCAAGAAGGCGCUCAUCGACGUCCUGCAGCCCCUGAUUGCCGAGCACCAGGCCCGGCGCAAGGAGGUCACCGACGAGAUGGUGAAGGAGUUCAUGACGCCCCGGCAGCUGUCCUUCCACUUCCAGUAACGCCGGUCCUCUGGAUGCCUGUGACACCUAAUUCUCUAGUAACCCCAGCCCUGCCCAGCCAUGCCCCGCCCCAAGCCUUCUGUCCCGCGGUAAUUCCUGGGCAGUUCCUGGCGUCUGCCAGCCCUGCAUGUGUUAUGGAUUCCGGCCCCUCCUGUGAUACCUGUCCUUCUGUCGCUGUGGGUAAGCGGGUCCUGGCUCACGUGGUGUGGUCAGCCAGGAAGCGCCCAGCAAGAGGCUCCACACACAGCCCAGGCGCAGAGCUCAGGCUGUGGGGCCUGUGGCGGGAAGGUCCCUGGCCAACCUGUGCCGCCCCAGAGAGAGCUGCUGGGGUUCCCAGUGUACUCCCAAGAUCGCUCCCCGAAAAACUAGUGCAGUGUGUGUAGGACGAAUCAGAACGGUGUUACUCUACCCCUGAGCAGUGCAGUGGAAAGUGGCUGUGAGAAAGGGUCCUGGACGCAGGACAUCAGAGCCCCUGCCCCCACAAAAGGGACUGAUCGCUACGAGCUUCACUGAACACUUGACCGAGGCUGGGUUGGGUGCAGCUCCGCGGUAAACCGGCCCAGCCUGUGUGGGCCCUGGUUACAGCCUCACAGCUCUGAGAAAGAUAUCACCCAGCUUCUCAGCUGCUGUGGACACUGGCCGUGGUGGAGCGGGGCGAUUUUUACCGAGUCAGUGAGCUCCAGACCACGCACACGGCCCACUCCAGGAGUCGUGCUCGCUGCCCACAACCUGCCAGUGUCACAGAUAACCCAGCACUCUACCUGCAGAGUCCAGAGGGAGCUCGCCCCAGGGGGCUGCUGAAACAGUCCGCUACCUCUGCAAAUGCUGCUGUUUCAACACUAGACCACAGCGGAAGUCAGCACAGAGCAGUGGCCGGCCCAGCCGGGCUGGUGGACCUAGUGAGGGACACGUGCAUGGCUGCCCCAGGCUCAGGGCCUCCCUGCGGGCACCACGACCGGCCCUCCACGCACGGUCCGUUAGGGCAGGGAGGGCCCUGGCUGCAAACCUGUCCCUGGACUCGGGGUGCGCUCUGGGGUGCUGCCCCUCUGUGCUCGUGGGCUAAUAAACUCCCUUCGCUCCUUUUC